UGUAGACAUGGUCACUGAGCAUCAGAAUGGAGAAGAAAGGUGAUUUAACUGACUUUGAACCUGGCAUGGUUGUUAGUGCCAGAUGGCCUGGUCUGCAGGGAUUUUCCCACACAAUCAUCUCUGGGCUUUACAGAGGUCAGAUUAGAUUGGCCAGACUGCUUUGAGCUGAUAGGAAGGCAGCAAUAACGUAACCACUUGUUAGAGCCAAGGUAUGCAAAUAAGCAUCUAUGGAUGAACAGCACAUCAAACCUUGAAGCAGAUGGGCUAAAGCAGCAGAAGACCACACUGGGUGUCACUCAUGUCAAAACUGGACAACAGAAGAUUGGAAAAAUGUUGCCUGGUUUUGAUUCAAAAUGGCGGAGGGCACACCCCAGCUUCCUCUUGCUGCAAUGCUGCUAUUCGGGCUGCUGCUCCACACAGUGUCCCAGCAUGGACCCACAGCUGAUAAACCCAAAGAGAAACCCAAUUUCAUCAUCAUACUGGCAGAUGACAUUGGCUGGGGUGAUCUGGACGCUAAUCAGCUUGAAGAGAGGGCAAACAACACACCUUACCUCAACCUGAUGGCCCUGCAAGGACUACGAAUGACCGACUUCCACUCCCCAGCCUCAACAUGCUCUCCGUCCCGUGCUGCUAUCCUCACAGGUCGUUAUGGCCUAAGAAACGGGGUGACUCACAACUUCGGGGUGAAUUCUCUGGCUGGUCUGCCUCUCUCUGAAGUUACCUUACCCCAGCUACUACAGAAGGCAGGAUAUCACACUGCCAUGAUCGGGAAAUGGCAUCUUGGACACAAUGGACUAUACAGUCCAACUAACAGAGGUUUUGACUACUACUUAGGUAUUCCCUUCAGUAAUGACAUGGGAUGUACUGAUAUCCCAGGCUAUAACCUGCCCCAGUGCCUCCCCUGUGACUCAUUUGGACCACAAGUGAUCAGAUUGAAGAGGAACAUACAUGGAGGUUGUUAUUCCAGAAUCGGCCUUCCUCUGAUUGAAAAUAGCAGUAUUGUGGAGCAGCCGCUUGACCUGUGGACACUAACAGAGCAAUACAAGUCUGCUGCACUCCAGAUUAUACACAAUGCAAGUGAGCGAGGACAGCCUUAUCUGCUCUACAUAGCACUUGCUCAUAUGCACGUCCCCUUGGCCCCUCCACUAUCUCCAGAUGCCCCUACCACUGAUAAUCACCCAAAUAGUGGAGUGUAUGCUGCUAGUCUGCGAGAGCUGGAUAGCCUGGUUGGGGCAAUAAAGAAUGCUUCUGAUGCCACAGACAGAGACAAUACACUCAUCUGGUUCACCGGUGACAACGGUCCAUGGGAACAGAAAUGCCAGUAUGCAGGAAGCGUAGGGCCCUUCAGAGGCAAAUGGCAGACCAGCAAAGGUGGCGGUUCAGCUAAGCAGACUACGUGGGAGGGUGGUCACAGAGUGCCUACAGUGGCUUAUUGGCCUGGAAGGAUUCCUGCAAAUACCACCAGCUGGGCCCUGCUCAGUGGUAUGGACAUCUUCCCAACUGUUCUGUCUCUGGCAGGGGUAACACUCCCUUCUGACAGACGUUAUGAUGGCAUUGAUGCCACAAAUAUCCUCCUACAUGGUGAACAGUUGGGCCAUGAGUUUCUCUUCCACCCUAACAGUGGUGCUGCAGGGAGGUUUGGUGACCUUCAGACAGUUCGCAGUGGGAAACACAAAGCUUUCUACAUCACAGGUGCAGCAGAAGCAUGCGGUGGAGAAACAGGAAAGCAGCAGGUCCAUGAUCCUCCACUAAUAUUUGAUCUUGAGCGUGAUGAGGCUGAGGAAACACCUUUGGAUGUGAGGACAACUGAAUACCAGGUGGUAGCGGAGAGGAUCGCUCAGAGGAGAGAGAAGCUAUUAUGGGACAUCACCACUGACAAGUCAGUGUCCAUCGCAGAUUACAGGACAGACGAGUCAGCAGCACCGUGCUGUGACCUGACACAGACUGUUUGUCGUUGCCCCAGGCUGGGUUGAGGGUGGGAUUCACAUGUAAACACUCACACAAGAGGCUGAUAAGACAGGCUCACAGAUGGAGAAACAAAUCUCACUCUUUAAAAUAAUGUGAUUAGCACUUUGUUUGUAGAAGAUGCCAUUAGUGAAGGGGUUCAAUGGCCAGAGGCUACAGGACAUGUACAAACAGGAGGAGAGGGCAAAGAGAAGUAGGUGAAUGAACUUUGGCCUGUUAGUAAAACAGUGGCUGGAGUAAUUCUCAGUAGUUUUAGAAAAAUAACACAUCUUAUAUCAGAUCAUAAGACAUACUAAAUUUAGUGGAUAGGAUUGGGCUUAGGGCAG
This is a messenger RNA of Pelmatolapia mariae (spotted tilapia), 2291 nucleotides long. RefSeq names its product arylsulfatase G (gene arsg). The record is from RefSeq and is a predicted model, not a curated record. Lineage: Eukaryota; Metazoa; Chordata; Actinopteri; Cichliformes; Cichlidae. The transcript is spliced from 11 exons. The coding region runs from base 354 to 1973 and encodes 539 amino acids. Gene Ontology annotation, molecular function: arylsulfatase activity.